GCCGCCGUGGGGUGACAGCUGGGUCUGGAGAGGCCCCUGGGAGGCAACAGCGGGGCCUGCAGAGGCUCUUCUCCAGCCAGAGCUGGGCCUGUACAGGCCACCGGGAGGCAGGACGUGGGCCUGAAGAGCUUGGCUGCAGAAACUUCGGGGCCUACAAACGCCAGCAGGAGCUGAGCCAAAAGAGCUUGCUUGCUGGGAGUCAGGAGCUGGGCUGGGAGAUGCAGCCUGGAGGAACAGCUGGGCCUGCAGAGGCCGCCAUGAGGGAGGCAGAGGCUGGGCCUCCUCAAGUCGGCCUCUCCAGACCCACUUGCAGCCUCCCGGCAUCCUCUGUGGGCCCAGUUCUUCCUCCCGGCUGCGUCUCCAGGCCCGACUCCGGCCUCCCAACAACCUCUUUGGACUCAGCUCCCGCCCAGCUCCCGGCGGCCCUGGUAGGCCCACAACUUCCUGAAGCCAAGCUCCCCAGGCCCAGCUCAGGCCUCACGGUGGCCUCUCCAGGCUCAGCUCCUGCCCUCCGAUGGUGUCUCCAGGCUCCAAAUGGCGUCCGGUUGGUGGACUCCUCCUGGCCCAGCUUGGGCCUCCUGGCAACCUCUGCAGGCCCAAGUCAUUCCGAAGUCGGCCUCUCCAGGCCCAGCUCCGGCCUCCCAGCAAGCAAGCUCUUUUGGCUCAGCUCCUGCCCAGCUCCCGCUGGCCUUUGUAGGCCCCGAACUUUCUCCAGCCAAGCUCUUCAUGCCCACCUCCUGCCUCCCGGUGCCUGA
Pongo pygmaeus (Bornean orangutan) is the source of this 755-nucleotide messenger RNA. RefSeq lists its product as uncharacterized. The record is from RefSeq and is a predicted model, not a curated record. NCBI's taxonomy places the organism in Eukaryota, Metazoa, Chordata, Mammalia, Primates, Hominidae. The transcript has a single exon. The coding region runs from base 219 to 755 and encodes 178 amino acids.